Molecule: messenger RNA, 1429 nt
Organism: Phalacrocorax carbo (great cormorant)
Lineage: Eukaryota; Metazoa; Chordata; Aves; Suliformes; Phalacrocoracidae
Source: RefSeq, a predicted model, not a curated record
CCGGCCCCUCGCCCCGCCGCGCUGCCGGGCGCCCCGCACCGCCGCCACCGCCGCCCUCCGGCCCUCCCGGCUCCCCCAGCCCCACCGCCGCCAUGCCGGGCGAGGCGGCGGCCGCGCUGGCCAUGGGUGUGCUGCUCGCCGCUUGCCACGCGCUGGAGAACACCACGGCGGCCUGGAGCGCUCCAGGCCCGCCAGUGGCGGCGGCGGUGAGGUCCCACUUCAACGACUGUCCUGACUCUCACAGCCAGUUCUGCUUCCACGGCACCUGCCGGUUCCUGGUCCAGGAGGACAAGCCGGCGUGCGUGUGCCAUUCGGGGUACGUGGGGACGCGGUGCGAGCACGCCGACCUCCUGGCCGUGGUGGCCGCCAACCAGAAGAAGCAGACGAUCACCGCCUUGGUGGUGGUGUCGGUGGUGGCCUCGGUGCUGCUCAUCGGCGUCUGCGUGCUCAUACACUGCUGCCGGCUGCGGAAGCGGUGCCAGUGGUGCCGGGCGCCCGUCGGCGGCCAGGAGAAGCCGGGUGGGCUCCUGAAGAGCGGUACCUCCUGCUGCCACGCCGAGACGGGGGUCUGACGGAGCUGGGGGUCCCGCCGCCGCCCCCCCACUCAGGACACCCGUGCCGGGGACCAGCGCAGCAUCUCUCCUCUUUUUUGGUCUUUUUUUUUUUUGUUGUUGUUGUUGUUUUCUUUUUUAUCUGUCUUUCUUUCCUCCCCCCUCCGGCCACGGAAGACGGCGAGCGAUCGCCCCGGCAGGAGACGCGCUCGGCAGCACCGUAAGCGUGCCGGCAGCAGCAAAGCGCUGGCAGAGCCGGGCAUCGCCCCCGCCGCAAAGCCAAACCCCCCGGCCACGGUUUGGAUUGGGGGUUUUUUUUUGUUGUUGGGUUUUUUUUUUCCCCCCUUUGGUUUUGGGUUUGUUUUUUUUCCUUUUGCUCAGAUUAUUUUUUUUUAAACCAGAACCCCCCACUCCCACAGGAUGGGGCUUUAUUUUUCUAUAGAAACAGAAGGGCGAACCCUCCGCCUCGGCAGUCGCAUGGACUGUGCUCACUUUGGGGACAGAUACGAGCUUUUUAUUAAUAAUAAAAUGAACCUUAAUCCUAGGAAACCUCCUCAAGCCGGUGCUCUAACCUCCCGGUGCAGCGUUAAUUCUUCUCGUAGUCUUUAUCAUAACCAAUCCGAAGCUGUUUUGUUUGGUUUUUGGUUUGGUUUUGGUUCUUUUUUUUUUUUUUUUUUUAAAGAAAAAAAAGUCAUGGUUACUCUCAUGUCUUCUGUAUAUGUUGCACUGAAAGUUAAUAUUUAAUGUUUUAAUUUAUUUUGUGUGGUUAAAUUAAUUUUGAUUUCUAUAAUAUGUUAUUGUGAUCGGCUGUUCUUUUUUUCCCCUAAUACCUGGAUUAUAGUUAUUUAAGUGAUAUAAAGGACACAUUUUUCAAAAAA